GNCCAUGCUUCCUUCUAACUAACUGUAUUUGUCCAGGAGCAUGGAUUUUGACAGGGGGGUUGAAAGAGGGUGUUUCCCGCUGUGUAGGAGAGGCUGUGAAAGACCAUGGGGCUGCAGCUUCAGCUGUGUCCCAGAAAAAAGUCAUUGCGAUUGGAGUGACGCCUUGGGGUCUGGUACACAACAGACAGCAGCUUGUCAACGCCCAGGGAAGUUUCCCAGCUCGCUACUAUGUCCAGAACACAACACAUGAUACAUACUGUUUGGACAACAGCUGCCAAGCUUUCCUCUUAGUGGACAAUGGGAGUAUUGGCCAGCGAGGUGGAGAGGCAGUCUUUCAAGUUAAUCUGGAGGACUACAUUUCCCAUCAGCGCACAGGCAUGUGGGGUAGUGGCAGUAUUGAAAUUCCUGUCCUUUGCAUGCUUAUCUCAGGAGAAACCAGAAUGUUGGAGAGAAUAGACACAUCCCUCAAAAAAUCAACGCCCUGGUUGGUUCUUGCUGGUUCUGGUAAGGCAGCAGAUUUCAUCACAGCAGUGGUCCUCAGCCCUACCCCUCCUGCAGCAGAUGGGGAGGCUGACAAGAGUGUCAGCGCAGAGUUCUGUGACUGGGUUCGUGAGAAGGCCCGGAAACACUUCCCAGCUGAGGUCGAGUUUGAAAAACUGGUCGAUACUGCUUUGAGUAUUUAUCAGAGGAGAGAUCUCAUUACUGUUUUUCAUGGAGAACAGGAGGGCUCUGAUGACUUCGACACAAUUCUCCUCAAAGCCCUGGUGAGAGGUAGUAAACGUUUGAGCAGGAAGUGGGAGCAUGCAAUGCGUUAA
This is a messenger RNA of Poecilia latipinna (sailfin molly), 815 nucleotides long. RefSeq names its product transient receptor potential cation channel subfamily M member 5-like. Gene Ontology annotation, biological process: calcium ion transmembrane transport. The transcript is spliced from 7 exons. Gene Ontology annotation, molecular function: calcium-activated cation channel activity; ligand-gated calcium channel activity. The record is from RefSeq and is a predicted model, not a curated record. The coding region runs from base 378 to 815 and encodes 145 amino acids. Gene Ontology annotation, cellular component: plasma membrane. NCBI's taxonomy places the organism in Eukaryota, Metazoa, Chordata, Actinopteri, Cyprinodontiformes, Poeciliidae.